GGGCAGCAGAAGGAGGCCGCAGUGAGCGAUGCUUUCCCCACCGACGUGCGCGUGCCUCGCGCGCCUCGAAGCGCGGGAUGCGGACGCCGCGGGGGGCGCGCAAGCUGUCCCCGGGCGCCUGAAGGCCCGCCACCGGCCCCCGAGGAAGCAGGAGGAGGGGGGCGAGGAGGCGAGAGCGGUGGAGGAGAGGGAGGAGGGGCAGGCUCACAGCUGGAGUCCUGCGGGGGCGGCGAGGAGGCCCGCGCCCUCAGGCGCCCUGGGGGGGGGCUGUAUGCGGCGCGCCCGCCGAGGCGACGGCACGGCUCCAGGGCCCGCUGCGCGAGGAGCACCUCGGGGGCGGACGAAGCUGGGCCUGCUCCCGGCGGGAGGAGGAGGAACCUGUGUUCACUGGUUAUUGGACGGGUGGUCCUGAGAAGCCAGCUUCCUCCGCUCGCCGGCGAGCGCCGCGCGCUGCAGAGUGGGGACGCAUUAGGUUGCAAGAUUCAUUAAAUGUCCCCAGCCUAGCAAACGAGUUCGCAGCACGCUGUGGUGUUCCUGAGGAAGGCGUCUCUCCCCCCCUCCGCCUCCAGCCUCU
Molecule: messenger RNA, 574 nt
Organism: Prorocentrum cordatum
Lineage: Eukaryota; Dinophyceae; Prorocentrales; Prorocentraceae
Source: the annotation of a GenBank genome assembly